AUGUUGGGGAUCUACCGUCUCGGCCUCCAGAUUCUCGUCAAUGAUGGACAACUCGGUGUCACUGAUACACUGGUUGACGACAACAAUAAACCUGUGCCGGUGUACGUGGAUAUGGAGGUGUAUUACAUACCACCAAGAGUUCGUGAUAGGAUUCCAGUAGCAAUAGCAGGUCCCAGCAAAAUUGUUCCAUCUAAAAGUAACGCCCAAUCAUCGGCUCAUGGGUCUUGUAACUCUGUCGUAAUUGCUAUAGAAGGACCACACUCUCAAAGUUCUGAUGCCCAGUCUGAUAUCGAUGAUGACAAUGCCCUUGAAAACAUAGAGCGGAAUAUAGCGAACUUGGAGCGUUCUUUACAAAACAAAGAAGUGGUAGUUGAUAUAGAAUCUAGCGACGAAUCCAGAGCUCGCAAGCUUAAGAUUGCAGGAAAACGCCUCCUCAAACGUAGUUUCACUAUAGGCGGGGCGCAGAGAGUAAUGCCAACAGCAGAUGAACGUCCCGAGCGCAAGAAAACUUCCGCGUUUAAGAAUGUGAAAAGUCUAAUGAGAUUUGGACGCGCACAUCGUCGCUAUAGCAUCGGUGAUGAAGAGCAAAAUCUACUGGAAUGUAUGCCUGGACCGUCUUCCGAACCUGACCGUCCUAUAAGUCAAACUUCGGCAUCAUCUGAAGAGGUGUUGGUCGAUACAACGGAAAUGGUUAACAAGAAAAGAAUACGUAAUAACUUCACUGUAUCUGGCAGUUCUCCGCUUAAAGCUGCUGACUUUCAAGUAUGCAUCACUAUAAUUGAGGCACGUCAACUGGCUGGACUUAACAUGGACCCAGUUGUGUGCAUCCAGAUCGCUGAUCAGCGGAAAUACACCAGCGUGAAAGAGAGCACCAAUUGUCCAUAUUACAACGAGUAUUUCGUCUUCGAUUUCCACAUGCCGCCAGUCAUGCUGUUAGAUAAAAUUAUAACCUUAUCGGUAUUGCAGUCUCGAAAUAUUUUGCGGUCGAAUAAAUUGCUCGGCAGCUUUAAGCUCGACAUCGCUACUGUGUGGAACCAACCAGACCGCCAGUUUUACCACAAAUGGGCACUGCUGACUGAUCCGGACGACGUGACUGCAGGGGCCAAGGGCUACCUGAAAUGUGACAUCACUGUGAUUGGGAAAGGAGACGCCGUCAAGGUUCCAUCCAAAAGUGAGAAGGACGAAGAUGAUAUUGAAGCGAAUUUGCUCCUCCCUGAUGGAGUUCCCAUCGAGCGCCAGCGCGCAAAAUACAUCGUGAAGAUUCACCGUGCUGAAGGUUUGCCUAAGAUGAAUUACUCAAUACUGGCAAACGUAAAAAGAGCCUUUACCGGAGAAAGUCAAGACCUGGUAGAUGCGUAUGUCGAAGUCUCUUUUGCUGGAAUGACUGGAUACUCAUCUGUAAAGAAAAGCUCCUACAACCCGGUUUGGAACGAACAGAUUGUAUUUACUGAGAUGUUCCCACCGCUUUGCCAGCGCAUCAAACUUCAACUGAAAGACAAUGCUCCUGUACAACCGAAUGUUAUAGGCACUCAUUUUAUAGAUCUAAAAACGAUAUCUAACGAUGGAGAGAAAGGUUUUUUACCAACGUAUGGACCAUCUUAUAUAUGCCUUUAUGGGUCUACACGAGAUUAUAGUUUGUUGGAUCAGCACUCCGGCCUUAAUUUGGGGAUGGGAGAAGGAGUUUCCUAUAGAGCAAGGAUUCUCAUCUCAGUCCGCACUGAAAUCAUGGAUAAUAUGGAAUGCCCUGCAUCGGAAGUAGAAAUGGAACCAUUUUUGGCUAUAAACGAACCCAGUUUUGAAAAGAAUGAGGAAUUCUUUUUGUUUACCAGUAUAUUUGAUGCAAACAUGAUAGACAAACGUAUUAGUGAUAAACCAAUGCAUUUUGAGCUAAGUGUUGGUAACGCAGGUAACUCUUUAGAUGGCCAUCAUGAAUCAGUGAGACGACCAUACGACUUGGAUGUCCCAGAACUUAAUGAUUUGAGUGCUGAUACCGGUUAUUGGCAAAGUACAACUUAUCCAUCAAGAGCAAUGUCAACUGACAAGAAUUAUUACUAUCUACCACUCUGGGCCGAUAAACAAUGCAUGCAUAUUCGCAGUAUAUGGCCAGAUCAUCGCAGGCGAAUGUAUAAUUCUAAUCUAAUUGCCAGAAUCAUUGAAAAAUUCGAAGAAGGACUAUCAGAUGUUCAAGUAGCCAUCGAGACAGAUGUCGGACCUGAUAACUCGGCUGUGAUAGCCCUCAAGACUACUCUAGAAACUAUUACCAAUGCAUGUAUUGCGUAUGUGCGUCAUAUGUCCAAUGUCCCACCUAUUGGAAGUACAAAGCUUGACAAGGAAAGACAUAAGUUAUGCAUCUUUGAGAUAGAUCAAAUCGGAUCAAUGUCGAAAACCUUAAAAGCCCUUAUCACGAAACAUUCCAUGAAGGAUCGGAUACGAACAGCAUAUACCUAUCUCACAAAAUUGAGACACCUGUGUGAAGAUCCUCAACACGCAAUGCCAGACGUUUUCAUAUGGCUGGUGAGUAAUGGAAAACGAAUAGCAUAUCAGAGAAUUCCAGCUAGAGACCUUAUAUACUCUGAAGUACCGGAAGAGUGUGGUAAAUAUUGUGGAAAAAUGCAAACCCUAUAUCUAAAGUGGCCAGGAAAAAAAGCUUUAACACCCAGUGGUUGGACGAUACCGGCUAAAAUUAACGUAUACAUAUGGCUGGGUCUUACACAAGAUAAAAAGCACUACAUUGAUGGAUUGCCUCAGGGCUACGAAUUGAGCAAUGAAUUAAGAAAUGCUGACAAAAUACGUUAUAAUGCACCUCACACUAUAUAUUACACUGAGAAACAUACGUUCCAAAUGCGUGCUUAUAUAUACCAAGCGAGGUCAUUGAUAGGAUCAGAUUCAUCUGGCCUAUCAGAUCCCUUUGCUAGAGUAGUAAUUAACGAAUGUACCGCGACAACACAAGUUAUAGACGAAACUCUAAGUCCUACCUGGGAUGAGACUCUUAUAUUUGAAGAUAUUUUGUUAUACAGUACAAUGGAGCAAAUAAAAGCAGAACCCCCAACCAUUGUUAUUGAGAUUUUUGAUCAGGACAAAGUAGGAAAAUCUGAGUUUAUAGGUCGGACACUGGCAAAACCGCACAUAAAGACUUUCGAAGAGAUACGCCAGAAAACGCAACUACCUUCACUUGAAUGGUAUGACAUUACACGUGGCGAUGACAGUGCAGGUGAACUUCUUGCUGCAUUUGAAUUACUGGAAAUUCCUCCUAAACAGGAUUCGUCCAUAUUACCAGAGCUCCCGUCUCCAAGGGAACCUAAUGGAAAACCACCUAUUGACACAAACAAAGGUCCAAUUCUUCCAGUACCAGUAGGAAUUCGCCCCACUUUAUCGAAAUAUCGUAUUGAAGUUUUGUUUUGGGGUUUACGUGAUCUCAAACGAGUACAUCUUCUGACUGUAGAUAAACCCCGAGUUGAUAUAGAAUGUGCCGGCAAUAUCAUAUAUUCAACGGUCAUACAAAAUGCAAAAAGAAAUCCCAAUUUCAUAAAUCCUGUAAAAUAUGUCGAUGUAGAAUUACCAGAUCAGGAUUUAUAUAGACCACCAUUAACAAUUCGAGUAGUAGAUUGUCGAAGUUUUGGCAGGAUUACACUUGUUGGUACACAUACCAUAAAUUCCAUUCAUAAAUAUAUGUAUACACCGAUGAGUAAAAAGGAAAGGGAAAUCGAAGAAAGAAAGAAGUCUAUAAUUCCACUCCAAAAUGUGGACUUACGUGCUAACUGCAUUCUGCAGGAUGAUGUGUAUAUUGAAAACGAAAGAGAAAAUUGCCCUUUACUUACUCGUUAUGGACGCGGAAAUAUAAGUUAUGGUUCUGGUGUAAAACUACCGAUGCGCAAAAAGUUUUCAAAAGGCGAAUCUAGUAAAAAGAGGAAAGCCAGUACUGAUUCCAUAUUAGAUGAAGACGAUGACAAUAAGGACUGGUGGACUAAGUAUUUUGCUUCGGUAGAAUCAAUGAUUGAAGUAGAAAGAGAAGCCAAGAAGGAACUUCAAGGAUAUCUUCAAGCCCCACAAACAUCAUCAUCAUCUCAUGUAGAUGAAAUACGACCUUUUAGAGACGAAGUACAAUCUAUGCGAGCUGACCGUGAUGGUACAAGGCUACAACAGCCAGCUUCACCAAGACAUAAACUUAGCCCUACUGUAUCAAAGAAAAAUGAAAUACCCAAUUCGGCAUUGACAAAGAUAUACCCACACGAGUUGGAAGCUGUACCGGAGUAUGAUGAAUUCAAAGAAUGGUUAAAUUCUUUUGAAUUAUAUAGAGGAAAAAAAACUGGUGAUGAAUGCGAAGAUGAAAACCGAGUAGUUGGUGUUUUUAAGGGUGCAUUAAAAGUAUGCAAAUGGCCUCUACCAAAAGGAAUUGAUGAUCAUACUGUUAUGGGAUUUGACCCAAAGCACGGAUUUUUCCAAGGCGUUCCGAACAAUGAACCAAUACAUGUUCUCGUGAGAAUAUAUAUUGUUAAAGCUACGGAUCUGCACCCCAUGGACCUCAACGGAAAGGCAGAUCCGUACAUAGUCUUACAUUUGGGUUCAAAGAGAAUAAGCGACAAAGAAAACUAUGUCUCGAAACAACUUAAUCCUGUUUUUGGAAAAUGCUUUGAAAUUGAGGCAACAUUUCCUCAAGACUCAAUGCUCAACAUUCAAGUUCUAGAUUGGGAUUUACUGGGAUCUGAUGAUUUAAUAGGAGAAACUAAAAUCGAUCUCGAAAAUAGAUUUUAUAGUCGGCACAGGGCAACAUGUGGACUACCUAUGAAAUAUGAAGAGCAGGGUUACAACCGUUGGCGUGAUGCUUUGAAACCCACACAAAUUUUGGCAAAAUUAUGCAAAGAUGGUAAAUUAGAUCCACCUGUAUAUGAACUUGGAAGAGUCAAAGUUGGACGGACUGUAUUUAAUAUGCCAAUGGAUGAUAAGGAAUUAUUCUCUAAUCCCGACACAGUUGAAGAGCAGAUGGCACUAGUAGUCUUGCGACGUUGGCAGGAAGUUCCACGGGUGGGAACCAGAUUAGUCACUGAACACAUUGAAACAAGACCACUUUAUAAUCCAAAUAAACCCGGUAUUGAGCAAGGACGUCUUGAAAUGUGGGUAGAUAUGUUCCCUAUGGAUAUGCCUCUACCAGGUCCACCAAUGGAUAUUUCAGCUCGUAAACCUAAAUCUUACGAAAUGAGAGUAAUAAUAUGGAACACUGAUGACGUGGUUCUAGAAGAUGAUGCUUUCUUUACUGGAGAAAAAAUGUCUGAUAUUUAUGUGAAAGGGUGGAUAAAAGGUCCAGACGAUUGUCAAUGUACAGAUAUACAUUACCGUUCAUUAACAGGAGAAGGAAAUUUUAACUGGCGAUUCAUAUAUCCUUUCGAUUAUUUGGAAGCUGAAGAGCGUAUUGUAAUCUCUCGUAAAGAGUCCGUUUUCUCGUGGGAUGAAACAGAAUGUAAGAUUCCUGCACGACUUGAACUACAAGUGUGGGAUGCAGAUCAUUUUUCAGCAGAUGAUUUCUUGGGAGCUAUUACCUUAGAUUUAAAUAGAUUUCCACGUGGAGCUAAAUCAGCUAAAUUGUGCACAUUGGAAAUGUUAAGAAGCGAUGGCACGGUGCCUUUAAUAAAUAUCUUUAAACAAAAGCGUGUCAAGGGCUGGUGGCCAUUUUAUAUUAAGCGCGACACUGAGGAAAUGGAGUUGACCGGGAAGGUCGAAGCUGAAAUCCAUAUUCUUACUCGUGAAGAAGCUGAUAAAGUACCAGCUGGUCUAGGACGUAGUGAACCAGAUCCCCUGGAUAAACCCAACCGUCCAGAUGCUUCCUUUAUGUGGUUCCUCAAUCCACUAAAAUCGAUCCGCUACAUAAUCUGGCAUAGCUACAGGUGGACAGCUGUCAAAGUAUCUAUAUUCCUUACGUUAACUAUAAUGUUCUUACUUUUAAUGUGGGCUGUACCUGGCUAUUUAGUAAAAAAAUUACUCGGUGCUUAAAUACCGGCUUUCAUUAGAAUAAGUAAUGUUUUUAUUUUUUAUGUAUUCCAUACCAACCACACGGUUAAAUAUUAUUCGGCGCUUAAUUACCGGCUAAAUAUCCACAUAUUUAAUAGUAGACAUUACUAACCAGAAGUAGUAAUCUUUAACAAUUUAUUUCACAAUAAUAUCUCAACAUAUACAGUCAACUUACACAAAAACUUGCAUAUUACAUUGCAUAGAAUAAGUAAUGUUCUCGCUUUUAAUGUAUCUCAUACUUAGUCACAUGGUAAAAUAUUACUCGGUGCUUAAUUACCGACUGAAUGUGUAUUCACAAUUUUAAAAGUAGAGAUAAGUGACUAGAUGAAGUAAAGUAUAAAAACGUAGCGUAUGUUAAUGUCUCAACAUAUAUAACCAACUUAAACAAUAUAUAUAUUAUAUUGUAUUAGAAUAAGUCUUACUUUUAAAGUAUGCCAUACCUGGCCACAUGGUAAAAUAUUACUCGGUGCUUAAUAACCGACUGAUUGUGUAACCACAAUUAUAAUAAUAGACUACGCUAUCUAGAAGAAGUAAUGUUAACCGACUUAUAUUAAUAUCUCGACAUAUAUAAUCAAAUUAUGCAAAUCAUAUGUUACACUGUAUUAGAAUAACUAACGCUCUUACUUUCUAUGUAUGAAGUAUCUGAACACAUGAUAUUAUAAAUAGUACUCAGUUCUGAAUUACCGACAGAAUAUAUAUCAUAUCAUAUAAUAGAAGUAAUGUUUAACAACAACAGCUUAUGCAAGAUAUAUAAUGCAUUGUAUUAGAAUAGGUAAUAUUCUUACUUUUAACAUAUCUAUCCGAUAGCUAGGUAUCGUGGUAUACAUGGUAAAAUUUUUCUCAUUGAACAUGUAUCGACUAUUUUAAUGGUAGAAAUCAGUAACUAGAAGAGGUAAUGUUACACACCUUGACACCUUAGCUUAUAUUAAUAUCACAACAUAUUACCUACUGAAUGAGUAUUCAUAAUUUUAAUAAUAGAGAACACUAACUAGAAGAAAUAAUGUUGACUUAGCUUAUUUUAAUGUUCAAAAAAUGUAUAAUCAACUUACAGAAAACAUACAUUACUUGUAUUAGAAUUAUUAAUGCUCUUGCUAUUAAUUUAUGCUGUACUUCGUGACAUCUUUACAUUUUACUCGGUUCUUAAUUUCCAACUGAAUGUGUAUCCACAAUUAUACUCGUAUUAGUAAAAAGCAGUAACUUAGACUAUAUUAAUAUCUCACCAUAUGUAAUCAACUUAUACAAAACAUAUAUCGCAUUGUUUUAGAAUAAGUAAUGUUUUAACUUUUAAUGUAUGUCAUACCUUGAUAUAGUAUUACUCGGUCCUUAAUUACUAGCUGAAUAUGUAUCCACAAUUUUAAUAGUAGAAAUCAGUAUCUAGAAAGAAUAAUGUUUAAAAAUUUAACUUACA
Messenger RNA from Achroia grisella, 7411 nucleotides. RefSeq names its product otoferlin-like. Gene Ontology annotation, biological process: plasma membrane organization. The record is from RefSeq and is a predicted model, not a curated record. Lineage: Eukaryota; Metazoa; Arthropoda; Insecta; Lepidoptera; Pyralidae. The transcript has 24 exons. Bases 1 to 5985 code for a protein of 1994 amino acids. Gene Ontology annotation, cellular component: membrane.